Messenger RNA from Triticum turgidum subsp. durum (durum wheat), 513 nucleotides. NCBI's taxonomy places the organism in Eukaryota, Viridiplantae, Streptophyta, Magnoliopsida, Poales, Poaceae. The record is from the annotation of a GenBank genome assembly.
AUGGACAAUUAUGAUGACGGUGCCAUGGAUAAUGGUGUAGUUGGUAGAAAUGCAAUUGACAAUGGUGCAUUUGAUAAAGAAGUAGUUGACAAGGGUGUAGUUGACAUCGAUGAACAUGGCAAGGACACUGAUGUGGUGGAUAAUGAUGUAAUUCAUAGCGAUGCAGUUGACAAUAUGUUUCUGUGGCAUAAUGUCUCAAGUGCCACAGCCACCUUUGCAAUGAUGUUUUCAUCAUCCAUAGCCGUCAUAGAAUACUACCUCCUGAACCGGUUCCCUAUACCAUAUGCUCUCUUUUUCACAUGUGUGGCAUUCAUUGCUGCAAUCGUUGGCCAGCUUGUUGCAAGGAAACUGAUAAACUGGUUAGGAAGGGCAUCAUUUAUCAUCUUUGUAUUGUCCUUCAUGAUCUUCAUUGGUGUGAUUCCUCUAGGUGGAGUCGGUAUCUUAAACAUGAAGCACAAGAUAGUGCGGCAUGAGUACAUGGGAUUUCAUGACAUUUGCAAGUUUGAUGCAUAG